CCCAUUUUCAAAUUAGAUUUUUUAAAGUUUAUUUUGAGAGAGAGUCCUUGAGUGCACAUGUGCAAGUGGGGGAGGGGCAAAGAGAGGGGGAGAGAAUCUCAAGCAGGCUCCAGGGUGUCAGUGCAGAGCCUAUGCAGGGCUCCAACUCCGGAAACUCUGAGAUCAUGACCUGAGCCGAAACCAAGAGUCAGACGCUUAACUGACUGAGCCACCCAGGCACCUAUCUAAUUAGAUUUUUUUACUUGUGUUUUUAGAAUUCUUUAUUCUGGAUCUAGGUUCCUGUCAGAUAUGUCAUUUUCAAUUUUUUCCCCAUUUUGUAUCUUUGCAUUCUCAGUGAACUCUUUUAUAUAACAAAAUUUCUUAAUUUGAUAAAGGCCAAUUUAUUACCUUUUUUUCCUUUAUGGGACAUGUUUUUGGUGUCCUGUCUAAAAAUUCUUCCCAAGGUUUAGGUACUAAAGGUUUUCCCCUCUGGUUUUUUCUAAAAAUUUUAUAGUUUUACAUUUAAGUCUGUGAUUUAUUUUAAAUUACUUUUUUUUUUAAGCUUACUUAUUUUGAGAGGGACAGCAGGGGCAGAGAGAGAGUCUAGAGAAUCCCAAGCAGUCUCUGCAUAGCCAGCUUGCAGUCACAUGCAGAGCCCAGUGCGGGGGUCGGACCCAUGAAACCAUGAGAUCAUGACCUGAGCCAAAAUCGAGCAUUGGACCUCAGCCAACUGAGCCACCCAGGCACCCCUGAAUUACUGUUUAUAUAAUGCAUGAGGUUUGGAUCAAGAUUCAUAUUUUGUGGAUGAUAUCCAAUCACCAUUUGCUGAAAAGACUGUCCUUUCCCCUUUGUCAAGCUUCCUCAUCUUUGUGAAAAAUCAGUUGGAGUUAUUUAUGUGGAUUUAUUUCUGGGUUUCUGUCUUGUUUCAUUGGUGUGUGUGUGUGUGUGUGUGUGUGUUUUCUGCCACACAAUGUUGACUAUUGUAGCUGUUAGGUAAAUCUCGAAAUUGGUUAGACAAAUUCAUCCCACUGUAUUCUUUUUUAAAAAAGUAGUUUUAGCUAUUCUCGUUCCUUUGCCUUUUCCAAAGAAAUGUUACAAAAAUCUUGUCAAUGGCUAUAAAAAAAAACUCAAAAGAAUUUCAGUAGGCAUGAUGUUAAAGUUUCUUUUGAAACUAAACAUACAGGGGCACCUGGGUGGCUCAGUUCAGCAUCCCGCUCUUGAUUUCAGCUCAGGUCAUUGAUCUCAUAGUUCCGGGGAUCAAGCCCCACAUUGGGCUCUGUGCUGACAUCCUGGAGCCUGCUUGGGAUUGUCUCUCUCCUUCUCUCUCUGCCCAUGUCCUGCUUGCAUGCACAUGCAUGUGCUCUCUCAAAAUAAACAUGAAAAAAAUAAACAUACACUUGUCGUGCUACCCAGCAAUCAUACUUCAGGACUUUUGCCCCAGAGAAAUGAAAACUCUGUUCACCAAAAGUCUAUAUACACAGGUGUUUAUAGCAGCUUUAUUUGAAACAGCCUCAAACUGGAAACAACCAAAUGUCCUUCGAUAGGUGAUUGACAAAGCAAAUAGUGGUGUACCUCUCUAUCCCAUGGAAUGCUACUCAGUGAUCAAAAGGAACAUACUAUUGAUAACUGGCAACAACUUGGGUGGAUCUCAAAAAGAGUGUUAGACUGCUGAAUCCAAAAAGUCACAUACUAUAUGAUUCUACUUAUAUGACCUUCUCAAAAUGACCAAAUUAGAGAUGAAGAACAGAGUGGUGGUUGCUGGGACUUAGGAAUGGUAGAGAGGAAGGAAUGGGUGUGACAAUUAAAAAGGAUAGAGAGGAAGAGCUUUGUGUUGAUGAACUAGUUUUGUAUCUUAUUCACUUGCAGUGGUGGUUACACAAAUCUGCACAUGUGAUAAAAUGGCAUAGAACUAUACAUACACUUGCACCAAUGUCAGUGUCCUGGUUUUGAUACUGUAUGUGAGAUGUCACCAUUGGGGGAAACUGGUUAAAGGAUUUCCUCCUGUUUCAUAAUCAGCCGGAACAAUGUUCUACGCACAUUUUGUUCUCAGUAAGAGAGGGCCUCUGGCCAAAAUUUGGCUAGCGGCCCAUUGGGAUAAGAAGCUAACCAAAGCCCAUGUGUUUGAGUGUAAUUUAGAGAGCAGUGUGGAGAGUAUCAUCUCACCAAAGGUGAAGAUGGCGCUCCGAACAUCAGGACAUCUCUUACUGGGAGUAGUUCGAAUCUAUCACAGAAAAGCCAAAUAUCUCCUUGCAGACUGUAAUGAAGCAUUCAUUAAGAUAAAGAUGGCUUUUCGGCCAGGUGUUGUUGACCUACCUGAAGAAAAUCGAGAAGCUGCUUACAAUGCUAUUACCUUACCUGAAGAAUUUCAUGACUUUGAUCAGCCACUGCCUGACUUAGAUGACAUAGAUGUGGCCCAGCAGUUCAGCCUGAACCAGAGUAGAGUGGAAGAAAUAACCAUGAGAGAAGAAGUUGGGAACAUCAGUAUUCUACAAGAAAAUGAUUUUGGCGACUUUGGAAUGGAUGAUCGUGAGAUAAUGAGAGAAGGCAGCGCUUUUGAGGAUGACGACAUGUUAGUGAGCACUAGCGCCUCUAACCUCCUGUUAGAGCCUGAACAGAGCACCAGCAAUCUGAAUGAGAAAAUUAACCAUUUAGAAUAUGAAGACCAAUAUAAGGAUGACAAUUUUGGAGAAGGAAAUGAUGGUGGUAUAUUAGAUGACAAACUUAUAAGUAAUAAUGAUGGUGGUAUCUUUGACGAUCCCCCUGCCCUGUCUGAGGCAGGUGUGAUGUUGCCAGAACAGCCUGCACAUGAUGAUAUGGAUGAGGAUGAUAACGUAUCAAUGGGUGGGCCUGAUAGUCCUGAUUCGGUGGAUCCUGUUGAACCAAUGCCAACUAUGACUGAUCAGACAACACUUGUUCCAAAUGAGGAAGAAGCCUUUGCUUUGGAACCUAUUGAUAUCACUGUCAAAGAAACAAAAGCCAAGAGGAAGAGGAAGCUGAUUGUUGAUAGUGUCAAAGAGUUGGAUAGUAAGACCAUUAGAGCCCAGCUCAGUGAUUAUUCUGAUAUUGUCACUACUUUGGAUCUGGCACCACCCACCAAGAAAUUGAUGAUGUGGAAAGAAACAGGGGGAGUGGAAAAACUCUUCUCCUUACCUGCUCAGCCUUUAUGGAAUAACAGACUACUGAAGCUCUUUACACGCUGUCUUACACCACUAGUACCAGAAGAUCUUAGAAAAAGGAGGAAAGGAGGAGAGGCUGAUAAUUUGGAUGAAUUCCUCAAAGAAUUUGAAAAUCCAGAGGUUCCCAGAGAGGACCAGCAGCAGCAGCACCAGCAGCGUGAUGUUAUCGAUGAGCCCAUUUUGGAAGAACCAAGCCGCCUCCAGGAGUCCGUGAUGGAGACCAGCAGGACAAACUUGGAUGACUCAGCCAUGCCCCCACCACCUCCCCAGGGAGUGAAGCGAAAAGCAGGACAAAUUGACCCAGAGCCUGUGAUCCCUCCCCAGCAGGUAGAGCAGGUGGAAAUCCCCCCUGUAGAGCUGCCCCCAGAAGAGCCUCCAAAUAUCUGUCAGUUAAUUCCAGAGUUAGAACUUCUACCAGAGAAAGAGAAGGAGAAAGAGAAGGAGAAGGAAGAUGAUGAGGAGGAGGAGGAUGAAGAUGCUUCUGGAGGUGAUCAGGAUCAAGAAGAAAGAAGAUGGAAUAAAAGGACUCAGCAGAUGCUUCAUGGUCUUCAGCGAGCUCUUGCUAAAACUGGAGCUGAAUCUAUCAGUUUGCUUGAGUUAUGUCGAAACACAAACAGAAAGCAAGCUGCAGCAAAAUUCUACAGUUUUUUGGUUCUUAAAAAGCAACAAGCUAUCGAGCUGACACAGGAAGAACCAUACAGUGACAUCAUUGCAACACCUGGACCAAGGUUCCACAUUAUUUGAGCAGCUAGAAGCAUUAUAGCUAGUGUUCAUUUCACUAGUGUAUACAAAUUGCCCCCAUGUGUAGGGCACACAAAACCCUUUGAGAAAAUUUAGAUUUUUGUCUGUACAAAGUCUCUGCCUUUUUCUUCAUUUUCCAGUAUUUUAAAUUUAUCAGUUUCAUCUUUAAGGGAAACUGCUCAUAUGGAUGUGUUUGUGUUCUGAUGGAGAAACAAGCACACCCGAGGACCCAGAAGAUCAUUUUAACAGUUCAGAACAGUUGUGUGCAAUAUUGGCGCAUGUGAUGAUGAGUAGCAGUUGAAAGUCGGGAUUUUUAUCUUAGUUCUCCAUUAUUGCAGUGGAAAGGAAAACAUGUCAGGAAAAAAACGCUGGACAGUUAAUUAAGAACUAUGGUGUGAGUCUUUGACAGAAAGAAGUUGUCUUUUCCCACUAGUAACACUGGCAAUCUUAACACCUAUUUUUAGGGAUGGUGCCCAAAACAAAUUGUCCUCUUGAGAUACAUUUUAAAGUGUAAUUCCAUAAUGACCAAGAGGGCGUGUGAAAUUGUGCUAUAUAUAAGUAAAACCUUUCAGCUACAAAAUGAUAGAACUUGGUUUAAAGUGUUCUAUUUUGUAAGUCAUUCCAUUUGAAACUUUUUAAUGAACCUGACUAUCCUGAAAUCUGUUGUUUUAGUGAGGCUCUAAAAUGAGCCAAAGUAGACUUUUUAGAGUAGAAUAAAUAUAAAAACAUUUUAUAACUUUCCAGAAGCUAUAAAUCAAAGUUUUAAAAAGAUGUUUGGAUAUAUUUGAGUAUUCAGAUCAUGAAAAUAGAAAUUGCUAUGCCAACUGAAAGGACAGACUGAUGGGAAAUUGUACACCUGGUUGACUUAGCCCUUAAGCAGACAAUGCUGUUAAUAACUAAUGGCUUCUCUGAUAUUUAUUACAAGUUUUAGUACUGAUCUUUUCCCAAUGCUGCACACUCCUAUGUUUGGAACUUUAUUUUUAAUGGCUUUGCAACAGAAAUCCUAUAUCCGGUUUCCUGUAAUUUAAGAAAAACAUCCAAAUAAAGGCUUUAUUAUUAACAGACCAGAUAGCACCAGAAAUUAUGUGACUAUUAUGAUUCUCAAAAUAUGUCUUAACUUUUUAGGGCAAAAUUACACUGAAAGUUCUAGCUUAAAUGUUGGCACUUUUGUGGAAAAAAAUCACUUUUCAAACUCAGACUUCAGUGUAUACCCAAUAAUUUUAAAUUAUGUGAAAUGUUUUAAAUUAGUGAACUCGUAAUUACUGUUUUGAUGAUUCAGUUUCUUGAGAAUGGUAAUUGUAUAAAAUUGCUAUUGCAGCUUUAUUUUCAAUAUGUGCCUGUAAACCAUGGAUUUUUCUCCCUUUGUAAAAAGUCAUUGUAGAUAAUUGAAUGUUUGAUUAUAGAAAGGUCAUUAGUUUCUUGUUAACACAUUUUGUUAGUCUGGUUUUGUUGCUUAUCGGGUUUAAUAUUGUUCUUGAAAAUAGUUGAUGCUAUGUUAUGUAUAACUUUUCUAAUAAAAGUUGUGUUAUAAGCUGUAAA
Molecule: messenger RNA, 5435 nt
Organism: Panthera uncia (snow leopard)
Lineage: Eukaryota; Metazoa; Chordata; Mammalia; Carnivora; Felidae
Gene: RAD21
Product: RAD21 cohesin complex component
Exons: 14
Coding region: 2004-3899 (631 amino acids)
Biological process (GO): synaptonemal complex assembly; mitotic sister chromatid cohesion; replication-born double-strand break repair via sister chromatid exchange
Cellular component (GO): cohesin complex; synaptonemal complex
Molecular function (GO): protein binding; chromatin binding
Source: RefSeq, a predicted model, not a curated record